Messenger RNA from Styela clava, 3178 nucleotides. RefSeq lists its product as uncharacterized. Gene Ontology annotation, molecular function: dynein complex binding. NCBI's taxonomy places the organism in Eukaryota, Metazoa, Chordata, Ascidiacea, Stolidobranchia, Styelidae. The record is from RefSeq and is a predicted model, not a curated record. Gene Ontology annotation, biological process: spindle localization; telomere localization; spindle assembly. Gene Ontology annotation, cellular component: lateral element; nuclear outer membrane; meiotic nuclear membrane microtubule tethering complex.
AAGACGAAAAACGCGUGGUGAUAUCCGGUUACCACUAUGGAUCUGCGCUGUUUCUCCCUGUUUCGCGCUGUUUGCGGUGUUUUGCGCCGUUUUCUGGUUGGAAGUUGUGGACGUCGUACAUGAUAUCAAACGUUUUUGAAAAUGGACGGAGACGCUGAUGUGUUUAAUGAAGAUUUUGAUGAUUUAGAUUAUGAAAUGAUUGAUGAAACUAACAUUAUUUCUGUAUCAGAUGUCAUUGGUUUCUUUCAAGCGGUUAGAGCUGCAUCUCAGGACAAAAUUACAGAAUUAUGUAAUUCUUUGGAUGAUACAGUUGAGAUGUCAUCAAACUCAAUCAUAAAAAUGAUCAAAGAGUUUGCUGAAGAAAGAAGGAACUCAUUUUCUAGUGAUGGUGACAAACUUGAAGAUAUUUCUAACUUUCACAACACCUCUGGAAAUUUAGAAGGAUGUGGGGGCGAUGUAUCAUUGUUCGAACCGGAUCUUGGGGAACUUAUACUGAGAAACAAAAACUUGUCUCACUCAAACACAAAUCUUCGAGCUGAAAAUUCUGAACUCCGCAAACAACUUGAAGCAUUUGAAGAUGAGUGUGAAAAUCAGCGUGGGACAAUUGCAGCCUUGGAUAAAGACCUCAAACACUAUCAAGUAAGUAAACCAGAUGUUCAGCUUCUUUUAAAAGAGAAAGAUGAGAUGCAAACCAGGGUACAAACCAAGGAAGAAGAAAUUUCAAGUUUACGUCACAGAGAGAAAAUUGUAAAAGAAGAAUCAGAAGAUUAUCGUUUGAGAUUAUCUUGUUUACAAGACCAGUAUGAUGGUGUUUCCGUCAUUCUUGAUCAACUAAGAAAAGAGAACAUGAAAAUGGAGCAAGAGAAUAUUGCUGUAAAGAGCAAUUGUGACAGUUUUCAACUCUCAUUGGAAAAUAAGGAUGAGCAGUUGGUAUUGAAAACUAAAGAAUGCUCUCAACUAACUGAUAAGAUUCAAGACUUGGAAGUAACGAUUAAGGAUUUACAGGAAGAGAAAGAAGCCUUGUCUGUGCAAGUACGAGAAAUGCAGUUUGAAUAUUCAAUUUGCCAAAAAGCUGUAACAGGGUCUGCUCCAGGAACACCUGUUCGUAUCAGCAUUCAACAUGAACUCAAUCAAGCUGAUGAUUGUAUUGGAGAAAAUGAAUACCCUUCACCUAUAUGUGGAACAAACUAUGUGAAAGGAACCAAUAAACAGCUGAAUUCUCCACUAACAGAGAAUCUACGAAAAGGUCUUCUAUCCUACAUUAUGCAAACCCCUCCAUCUCCUCGACAGCAGCAAGAUUGUAGAAGCUCAUCGAAACCGGAGUCUUACAUGAGUGAUAGUUCAAGCCAGACAAAUGAGGUUUUUUUGAGCAAUGACUAUGUUCAAACCAUCAAAAAGGAAUUGUAUGAAUUUGCUGCUCAAACUGAGAGUAAGAAGGUCAUUGAAAUGUAUACACAGACAGAAAUGGAAAAUUCUAGAAAUGACCUAACAUCAAUUGAACGAGAAGAUAGAAUGUUUGAAGAGCAAUCAUCUUUGAUUGAAGGAUGUUACAAAGACCAGAUUGUCGCAUUUCAACAGGAUAUUGAAGAUUUAAAAUUAUCCUUGGAUAGAGAGAAAAACAAAUCCCAGUAUCUCACAACACAGGUUGGAGCAAACAGAGCCAAGAUUUACAAAUUACAAGAAACAUUAGGAAAAGAGCAAGAAAAAGUCACAGAACUGGCAAACAUUAAUGUCAAAUUAUGUUCAAGCAAACUGGAUAUGUGGUGGAAUGAUAACCAUACCCCUGAUGAUGAUAGCAAAGUUAUACAAGAGGAGAAGUCCGAAUCACAUAUUUCUCAGUUGAUAGAUGCCUUAUCACUGGCUGGUACAACUGUGAGGAAGAUUCCAAAUUUUGAUUCUGAUUUGCUUCAUGGACAGGAUAUCUCCCAUGUUGAAUAUACAAUGGAAGGUGGUUCCAAAGCCUGGGAGCAAAUUUCUUUGGCAAGUCAAGCGGAUAGAACAACAUUUCCCGGGAGGUCUUCUAUACUAAAUACAUGUAAAGAGGUUAUAGAACAAGCAAUUGAGAAGAAAGUCGAAUUGCUUCUUGAAAUGUUGUGUGAGAUUGUCUUUUAUGAUGAUCAUUUGGAUUAUGAUGAAUCGAAACGGAGGUUGAACUAUUCAUUCAGCAGUCAACUAAUAUCAUUACAAAAUUUAACCACCAAGUUGGGCAAAGUCAAUCAUGACAUUGGAGCCAGAGAACAAGAAUAUAAAAUGACUUCGGUUUUAAAGGUGUUAUCAAACAGGCUUUCUAGCUUGAAGAAAAAGUAUGAAGAGUCUCGAGCAAAGUUGUGUCAAUUGUUCCAUAUUUCUCUUCAUUGUCAGUGUUUCUCAGCUCUCAAUAUGCUUUCCGUGCUCAAAGAUAUAGAACAUGAUGAUGAGAUCUUUGAAAAAAAUGUCCAACUACACCAAAAACGUAUCAAGGAGAUUGUCAACUUGGAUGGACCUGUCGUUCAAAAUCAGAUCUUACAGCUCCAGCAGAAGUUCAAUCAAUUGGAUGACAGUUUAACUCAAGUUUUUGGAAGAAAUUUGCCAGCCAGAAAGUGGUUGAUGAUGAUUUUGUUCGUCUUCACUGCAUACUUCACGUUUCAAUGGGAGGAUUAUCAUGUUCCACCGAUUGUGUGAAAAUUUUUCAAAAGGGAUUGGUAUCCUUCUAAUUAAUUGAUAAAUUUCGGAACUAUAUUUAGGUCACUGAUUGCAUAGGCCAUGUAAAGUGAUAUAGCUCCACUUUUCUGAAUGAUUGACUUUAAUGGGUUACGUUACAUAAAUGUAUUGAGGGUCACAAAAUCCCUGCUCCCUCCUCUAGACAUAGGUUCUAGGUUGCGAAAAUCAAGAUUUGAAUUGGUAGCUGUUAAAAACUCUUGAUUGUGUAUUGCGCUUGAAUGGGUCCUCGGCAUGUCGACGCAUUUAUUUGAAUUCACGCAUCCGACAAAUAUGUCAUUUGUUGAAUUUUCAGCCUCUUAUUUUUCAAGUUCAAUUUACUUUACUUAUAGUUUAUUCUUUUGUUUUUGAAUGUUUGUUUGAGUGACAACUAGUUUCACGUAUCACAGAUAUAUUUAUUCGCACAGGAUAUUGCUAACUUGGUAUUUAUUGUUUUUCUUGCAAAAUUUAUUCAAGAGGAAUUAAAAUUCUUUGUAUUGAA